AUGCCGGACUCGACGCCACACUCGACGCCAAAGCGCAAACAUACCCAGUUCUCAAGCGACGGGUCUUCUCAAGAUCCCCACACAGCCAAGUUCUCUUUCGAAGUCCCCAGUGACGACGUCGACGACGGCAAUGGAAGCCCGCGAACCAAGGUCGCCCACAAGUUCAAAGGCCUGGCGCUCGAGGGCGGGGGCGGGGUAAACAACGACCUUGCCAGGUACGGCUCGCCGCCGUCGCCUACACCCAGUGGCGAGGCUAUGGACGUCGACACGGGGGUGCGCAAGCGAAUACGACUUCCGGAGGAUGUUGAUACCGCUGCCCCGGCAAACCCGACUCAAACACCUGCCGCAGCUUCAGAGCCCGCUGCUGCCGAAGCGUCCAAGGGGGAGUGGGCGACCAGCCUGCAGGCGGACGUCGACCCCGCCAUUGUGCGACCGCUGAAGAACAUCGGCAGGCUCGAAAAGUCCUACCCUUCCAUAAACAGACUCUCGGAGUCCAAGUCCCGGCGGAAACGUGCAGGGACUCCGCCCCUGGUGGGGACGACAACCAAGGCCGGCUUGGCCGAUCAAGAGGGCGACCCCGAGGCCGAGAUAGUCGAGCCGGUCCGGGCCUCACUUACCUGGCACGAGGACGAGAUCACGGUAUACGACCCCGACGACGAAGACGAUGACGGCACCGGUAUCAACGGCAUCGGGUUCAAGCCCACGGCCGCCAUCGCCUACGCGAGAACCAUGAAACGGAAGCAGCAGCUGGCAGAGUACAAGAAGCGCGAGGAGCGGGAGGCGCGGGCCAAGAGGAGCCAGAGGAGGAGAGGCAGCCCAGAACUUGAAACGGCGCGACCGCCGCAAAGGGACGAGCCUGGAUCUCCGCGCAAGGUGCGAUUUAUGGAAUUCGAACCUACCUCGGCGGUAACGACAUGA
This is a messenger RNA of Thyridium curvatum, 918 nucleotides long. RefSeq lists its product as uncharacterized. The coding region runs from base 1 to 918 and encodes 305 amino acids. NCBI's taxonomy places the organism in Eukaryota, Fungi, Ascomycota, Sordariomycetes, Thyridiales, Thyridiaceae. The record is from RefSeq and is a predicted model, not a curated record. The transcript has a single exon.